This is a messenger RNA of Sardina pilchardus (European sardine), 2752 nucleotides long. RefSeq names its product nuclear receptor subfamily 5, group A, member 5 (gene nr5a5). Lineage: Eukaryota; Metazoa; Chordata; Actinopteri; Clupeiformes; Clupeidae. Gene Ontology annotation, cellular component: RNA polymerase II transcription regulator complex. The record is from RefSeq and is a predicted model, not a curated record. Gene Ontology annotation, biological process: tissue development; regulation of transcription by RNA polymerase II; hormone-mediated signaling pathway. Bases 161 to 1825 code for a protein of 554 amino acids. Gene Ontology annotation, molecular function: RNA polymerase II cis-regulatory region sequence-specific DNA binding; zinc ion binding; nuclear receptor activity. The transcript is spliced from 7 exons.
GGGGCCCUCUGGCCAGCACCGCUCUCUCCCUCGCUCGCUCGCUCUCUCUGUCCUCGUCCCGUUCAGGUCUCCUCCGUGGGCUCCUCCGCAAGUCAUGGACGCGUCGGCGUGAUUGGCGGCCCGGUGGUUUGACCCCCCCGACCCCCGACCCAGAUUCAACAUGAACAUCCCGCACUACCACCCGCAGCAGGCCCAGUCUAUGCUCCUUCAUCCCUUGGAUUACGCCACAGCGGACCUCCGUACACUUGAGGGGCCUUCGAUGUCUCAGGAGCCCAAGGUAGAGCCCAGUCAGCAGCCCAACCCUGAGGAGAGAUGUCCAGUGUGUGGGGACCGCGUGUCGGGCUAUCACUACGGUCUACUCACCUGUGAGAGCUGCAAGGGCUUCUUCAAGCGUACGGUGCAGAACAACAAGCGCUACACAUGUGCGGAGAGACAGAGCUGCCCCAUGGACCCGGCCCAGAGGAAGAGGUGCCCGUCCUGCCGCUUCCAGAAGUGCCUGGCCGUCGGCAUGAAGAGAGAGGCUGUGCGGGCAGACCGAAUGAGAGGAGGCCGGAACAAGUUUGGCCCUUUGUACCGUCGGGACAGGCAGCUGAAGCAACAGAGAGGCAGUUACAACCAGCCCAACAGCGCCCCCUACAGGAUUAAACUGGAAUCACAGCCAACUCAGCUGACACCACUGGCCCGUGACUUUCACCUGCUGCCGGUGUCCAACCCCGCGCCCGCCGCGCUACACCCGGACCCUUACCACCUCCCACAGCCGCACACCCCCGGCAUGGGUCAGUCCGAGUUCCCCAUGCUGCUGGACUCUGCCCGGGAGAGAGUGCUGCCCCCCCCUGCCCACUCCUCUUACGCCAGCCUCUACCACCACCCCCAGUUUCACGGGUACCCGCCGGAGAAGAGGCCCGUUUCAUUCGGCUGCAACCCGGCACACACGUCACCCUCCACACCGCCCACGCUUCUGCCCAUCCUCACCCCUCACAUGUCGGGCCCGCCCGCGGGCACCCUGACGCCAACCUCCACUCCGAGCUCCACGCCCACGUCCACGCCCACGCCCAGCACGCCCACGCCGGGCCCGGCCGCCGCUCCUCUUCCUCCGCCCUCGGAGAGCUUCCUGGACGGGCUGCUGCAGGGGGAGCCGGACGAGGGGCAGCUGUGCGCGCGCGUGCUGGCCAGCCUGCAGAGGGAGCAGGCCAGCCGGGGCAAGCACGACCGCCUCAACACUUUCAGCAUCAUGUGCAAGAUGGCUGACCAGACGCUGUUCGGGCUGGUGGAGUGGGCCCGCAACAGUGACCUGUUCAAAGAGCUCAAGGUGGAGGAUCAGAUGGCGCUGCUGCAGACCUGCUGGAGUGAGCUGCUGGUCCUGGAUCACCUGUGCAGACAGGUGGCCUACGGCAAAGAGGGCUGCGUCUACCUGGUCACAGGACAACAGAUUGACGUCUCGACCGUGUUCACUCAGGCUGGGGUCACGCUGAGCAGUCUGGUGUCGCGCACUCAGGACCUCGUGUUCAAACUGAGAUCCCUGCAGCUCGACAGGCAGGACUUUGUGUGUCUGAAGUACCUGGUCCUCUUCAACCCUGACGUGAAGUCUGUGCAGGACCGUGAGCAGGUUGAACGCACCCAGGAGCGCGUGAACCGGGCCCUGAUGGAGCACACGCUGCACGCGCACCCCAGCCACUCGGACAAGUUCGGCCAGCUGCUCCUGCGGCUGCCGGAGGUGCGCAGCAUCAGCCUGCAGGUGGAGGAGUACCUGUACCAGCGCCACCUGGUGGGCGACCUGCCCUGCAACUCGCUGCUCACUGAGAUGCUCCACGCCAAGCACAAUUAGGGCGCCUCUCAAUUGGCUUUUUAUCUAUCCUCCCUUCCCUCCUUCCUCGGCCCUCCGGCUCGUUCCCACUGAUCUAUAAAGAACACUGGAUAAACUAUCCCUUUGUUGCCGCCCCAUCAUUCUUUAUCUAGAUCAGUGGGAACGAGGACCAAGGAAGGAAGGAAGGAUAGAUAAAACGACGAAUGAGAGGCACCCUUAGAGCUACUCACUCACCACCGGCGGCCUGAGAGAUUGUCGUCCCUUCUGAAGAGUAUUAACCUACACUGACUGAAUGUAAAGAAUGUAAAGACACUGGCCUGACAUAAUGCAGGGCUGGGCCUCCUGCAUCUUAUAGGGGUUGUUCCUACCGAACCUGAGACCAGGCGAUAUGGUGUCACCUCACUGGCGAGAGUGCAGGGCCAGUUUAAAAUCAGGUUAACCUGAACCAGAACAAAAGCUAGAACUGUGUUGCAGAACGAUGACCAAUGGAGCCCUUGGAACAAGAGUUCUUGGAACCAACGGAGAUGGACUGGAAUGAACUCUGCAUGCACUACUCACAAAAAGUUAGGAACAUCUGGCGUUUGAGUGAAAUUUAAUGUUUCAAUGCUGAAAGUACUGAAACAUUGAACUGUUGGACAUGCACAUUCAAAAGUUCACCUGUAAAGGAUGGUUAUAGUGGAUUUUUAAGGUUCAUCCUGAAAAUUCAGCCGAAAGCCGAAUAUCCCUGACUUUUUGUGAGUAGUGUAUAUUAAUGGUUUUCAACCUGUUGCCUUGAAGAGACAGACUGCGUGGCUUAGGUCUUAAUGCUCGAUCCUCAGCACUUCACAGAUCCACAUUUGGAAGAAAUAAACACUGCCGAAUUAUGCACGUCCUCUUCACUUGCCAAAGCAUACAUUCUUUUCACAAGCACUUGUUGGAAAAGAACUGUGAAUAAACUGUUGAAACAAA